Molecule: messenger RNA, 361 nt
Organism: Paramecium sonneborni
Lineage: Eukaryota; Ciliophora; Oligohymenophorea; Peniculida; Parameciidae
Source: the annotation of a GenBank genome assembly
ACUUGAGCAACUACCAAUGCAACUACCAUCUCUAUAAUAAUAGUAUCCACUUAUACAAGUUUUACAUUUAAAUGAUACUUCACAUAUUGAACAAUAUUAAGAACAAUACCCUGAAGUAAAUUGAACUGAAGCAAUCCCCCAUCCUGCUGUAUUAUCGCUACUUAAUAUAGAUUUAAUUUACGUAUAAUUGCCAACAGCUCUAAAGAAAAUUGGUAAAUUCGGAAUGUCUAUAUAAGUAAUUAAUUCAUAUCUCUGGUUUGUAGAAUAAGUUAAAUAUGAACCAUAGUUCGAAGUUGAAAAAAUUUUUAGUUUAUGUGUUUGAAUACCAGAGGAAUUUCUAUAAAUCGAUCCAUAAUACGUG